GCUGGAAAUCUAAAGGCUGGCAAUCCAAUGGUUGCGAUUACUGCAAAUAAAGACAAAGUUAGUUUGCUUCAAAAUUAUAUCAAUGCAAUCCUAACAGAUGGAAAGCAUGAAAGAAUUAAAGAUCGUAAACGACUUAAAGAUGGCCAGAAGCUUCCUCCACGUUGGAAUCCUUUUGACAGUAAUCAACAACAACUUGUGACGGACUUCGAUGCGGAGUAUAAGCUGAUUUUAACUAGUGCUAAAGAUGACAACGAAAGAAUCGAACGUUUCUUUAAAGUAGCUGAUAAAGUACAAGAGCAACUUAAUGAUGUCACAACGUAUGAUCCGAAUUUGAUUAAGGAUGCUUUCACCAUUCUCAUAAACAAUCACCCUGCUGCUAUUGCAUUGGGUCUCAAGACACCAUCUUUUAAGAUAAUUUCUUCAAACACUUUAUUACCUGGACAGUCUCUGCCUUUGGGUGGGCCUGAAUCAAGAAUGGAUUGGUGGCGUGAAGAUCUUUCCCUCAACGAAAGUCAUCACCAUUCUCAUGCCAUCUUCGUUCCUAAUGGAGUUGUAGACCCUUAUCUUCCAAACAAGGAUGUCGCGUAUACAAAAGAUCGUCAAGGAGAAUUGGUUGCUGUUGGUCUUUAUCCUGUCAUUCCACUAACAAACUACUAUGAUCCGAUCCCUGAAGGAUAUUUACCAAAUAAAUAUUUAAGAGACUAUGACGAAAAAACUUCUCCUGAUUAUUUACAAAAUAAAUAUGAUUAUCGAUUACCGUAUUCUUCAAUUGCUAAGGAAGAUGGAGCUCCUAUUGAUUUUGCUGUUGCAGCAAUCAAUAAAGCAAUUGAUGAUGGAGUCUUUUAUAAUGACCCCGACAAACUCGGGCUUACUCUCAACCCUUGUCGUUCCAAUCCAGAUAUACUUGAAUAUAAUGAGUGGAGAGCAAAAUAUGGCAGAUUGCAUGCAGCUGGUCAUACAAUGAUUGGUAAAAUUGUUG
Dentiscutata heterogama is the source of this 979-nucleotide messenger RNA. The record is from the annotation of a GenBank genome assembly. Lineage: Eukaryota; Fungi; Glomeromycota; Glomeromycetes; Diversisporales; Gigasporaceae.